Alosa sapidissima (American shad) is the source of this 3202-nucleotide messenger RNA. RefSeq names its product polymerase delta-interacting protein 2-like. NCBI's taxonomy places the organism in Eukaryota, Metazoa, Chordata, Actinopteri, Clupeiformes, Clupeidae. Gene Ontology annotation, cellular component: nucleus; mitochondrial nucleoid. The coding region runs from base 30 to 1166 and encodes 378 amino acids. The record is from RefSeq and is a predicted model, not a curated record. The transcript has 11 exons. Gene Ontology annotation, molecular function: DNA binding. Gene Ontology annotation, biological process: error-free translesion synthesis.
CGCAACGUAAUAAGAUAAUCCAAACAAACAUGGCAGCCUGUGUCCUACGACGAGGGCUGCUAUCUACAUUUAGCAAACUCAAUAAACAACACACUAGUCGAGUAUUAUGCGUUGACUUCAACAGUAAAAGCGACUUGCAGAGGCGUAGGUUAUUGUGCUCAACAUGCAACGUAUUCGACAUACAGCAAAAACGGUUUAUGUCAUCACGGCCCGAGGGGAAGGUGCUGGAGACGGUAGGAGUAUUUGAAGCGCCAAAGCAACACGGAAAAUAUGAAACUGGACAGUUGUUCCUGCACAGUGUGUUUGGCUACAGGGGCAUAGUGCUCUUUCCCUGGCAUGCCCGCCUGUAUGAUCGAGAUGUAUCACCACAAGCAGCUGAAAGUAAGCCUGAAACUCCUGGAGCACAUGGGUCUAAAGAAGUGAAAGGGAAAACACACACAUACUACCAAGUUUUGAUAGACACUAGAGACUGUCCUCACAUAUCUCAAAGAUCACAGACUGAGGCAGUUACAUUUCUUGCCAAUCACGAUGAUAGCAGAGCCCUUUAUGCUAUUCCAGGUCUGGAUUAUGUUAGUCAUGAAGAUAUUCUCCCUUACAACUCAACCGAUCAAAUUCCCAUUCAGCAUGAGCUAUUUGAGCGAUUCCUCAUGUUCAACGCCGGCAAAGUGCCCCCCUUUAUUCCCAGAGACACGUUGCGGGCGUGGCAGGAGAAGAACCACCCCUGGCUGGAGCUGUCUGACGUGCACCGGGAGACCACGGAGAACAUCCGUGUCACAGUCAUCCCUUUCUACAUGGGCAUGAGGGAAGCACAGACAUCUCAUGUUUACUGGUGGCGUUACUGCAUCCGGCUGGAGAACAUGGGCAGUGAGGUGGUGCAGCUACGAGAGCGCCACUGGAGGAUUUUCAGCCUAUCGGGCACGCUGGAGACCGUCAGAGGGAGAGGGGUCGUAGGGAGGGAGCCUGUGUUAUCCAAAGAGCAGCCAGCCUUUCAGUACAGCAGUCAUGUCUCUCUCCAGGCCCCCAGUGGACAUAUGUGGGGCUCCUACCGGCUUGAGAGGCCCAAUGGCACCUUCUUCGAUGUGCGCAUCCCGCCCUUCUCGCUCGAAAGCAAGAAAGACGAUACUCCCAACGGCUUCCUGCCUGGGCCCUUCACCUCACUGGCCUAAGGGCCAACCAGAGCUGCCCUGUGCAACCCCCCCCCCCCCCCCCCCCAACCCCACCCCCAACAUGCACCUCCACCCUAGACCCCAAAUUACACUUUUAUUCACCAGAUACAACCCCACCCCCAACAUGCACCUCCACCCUAGACCCCAAAUUACACUUUUAUUCACCAGAUACAACCCCACCCCCAACAUGCACCUCCACCCUAGACCCCAAAUUACACUUUUAUUCACCAGAUACAACCCCACCCCCAACAUGCACCUCCACCUACUCUCACUCUUCCCUAAAUCCUGAUCUCUUCUUUUCAUCCCCUUUUAUCAUAUCUGUUUUUAAAAACAAUCAGACCUAUUGAGUGUCCCAAUGUUUUUAAGCUAUAUUCUGAGCCAUAAAGAUGCAGGUAGUUGGAGACAGGCAAGGUACAAUUUUAAGAUGCACUUAGGAAGUCAUGUUUAAGACACACGAGAGGAAAGCUAUUUAAGAAAUAAAUCAAUUGUUACUUGACUAUCUAUGCACACAGUAUUGUUUGUUAAUAUUAGGCAGGUAAUAAUAUGCAACAUCAUAAUAACUUAUUUAUUUUGGAGAAACAGCACUUAUGUUCCAGUUAUAACAAUCUGUAAUUAUUGUAAUGGAUGUUGGACCUUUCUUUCAUCUGGAGUGGCAGGUUGAAGUAAACAUUGCCUGACCUAACUGCGUGUGCAGUUAUGAUGUCUUUAGUCAUGUAGUGACCUCAUAAAAUGUCUGUACGCAUUGCAAAUGGCAAUAGAGGAAAUUAUGGUCAGUCUAAGGAUUGUAGGCAGGACGUAGUUGCUCCUUUUUUUUUGCAAUUCUCCCUUCACCUUCUCUGUUUUAGGGUGCGUUCGUAAAUUGUCACUCCGAGCGCUCCAAGCACACUUAACUAUUUGUAAAUUCGGAUUUAUCGUGUGUUUAUUUAGAGCGUCACUCUCCGAGCGCUCAGAGCAUGUCAGAUUGAAUUUACGAACGCACCCUUAAUCUCAUCACCUACCCAGUGACUAGGUCUUUUAACAGUUUCUCUGAUGAAGCUUCAUCUUAUCUAAAUGAGAUUAUGUCAACACUAACCCAAAUAAUAGUAAUCAGACAUCUGGAUUGUGAUGUCCUUUACCUUUCACCACAUAUUAAGCCACAGAACAUGGCCACAGAAUAUCUGCAGAUAUUUAUAAGUGAAUGUGAGGGAAUUUGUGUUGUAUGUAUGUUCGAUUCUACUGUGAAGUGUAUGUGUGAAAGACAAAGCACCUCCAGGAAGAGACUACCGUGUAAUCUGAUGGACAUUGCAUUGGAGAAGUGCUGUCAGGAAGCCUUUUUUUUUUUUUAAAUAAGCACAGAUGAAGAUGUGCAAAUAUCGUGCCAUUGUUGGACCCUUAUGCAUUUUUUUCAAUGCAGGUUUAUAAUAUCUUAUAAUAUAUUUGAUUACAUUUCCACCUCUAAAAACCCUUAACCCCGAGGUUGGGAAGUGUUGCCACAUAGAAGCUGCUACACAAAUUACUCAGAUGAUAAUUUUCAUGAACACACAAUCUACCCUAUCUAGCCGUUUCAACUUUUUUUUUUUUGGCUUGAAAGAUUUACCGAUGGUGCUCACCUGUACUGUUUUCUCUCAGUGGAAUCACAUAAUGAUAGUAGUUGUUUUAACACCUCCGACUGUCAUGUACGGCCCUGUCAUCUUUGCUUUCUGUAGCACUUUGUCAGCCUAUUGAGGAAAUAUGCCACCAAAUGAUGUCUCCUUGAGAUCCUCAGUGUACAUUUUGUAAUUUAUACCUGUUGUGAUAUUAAUGUUAAAAUAUACAUGAUAUGAUUGAUGUAGGAAGUGUUAUAACCCCAAGCUGUUUGUAGUCUUGAUCUGCUGCUGUGGAUGGGAGCUGAUUCCUGUCCUUGACUUGGAUUGUUUUUUUUUUUUCAUCUUUUUCUUUUUUCUUUUUGUUUGUUUUAUUGCUUUAUUUGAUAGGGAAAUUCAACUGAUACUGAAUGUGUCUGAAAGAGAUCUGUGUAAGGCUCUUACGUUGAGUAUAAUAAAAUAAAUCAAAUAGAA